Molecule: messenger RNA, 7478 nt
Organism: Poecilia reticulata (guppy)
Lineage: Eukaryota; Metazoa; Chordata; Actinopteri; Cyprinodontiformes; Poeciliidae
Gene: nacc1b
Product: nucleus accumbens associated 1, BEN and BTB (POZ) domain containing b
Biological process (GO): regulation of transcription by RNA polymerase II
Molecular function (GO): RNA polymerase II cis-regulatory region sequence-specific DNA binding; DNA-binding transcription factor activity, RNA polymerase II-specific; protein binding
Source: RefSeq, a predicted model, not a curated record
UCAUAACAUUUUUACUGGCCAGGUUUACCCACCCGUACGAAAAUCUUCGGAACCCACCCGUUCAUGGAGAGAAAUCCAUGAAAGACCACAGACUUGGAUUCAAAGCCAAGACCUUCUACUUUGAGUGAAAUGACUACAGUGCUACGAACGGCACCAUGCAGUCCAUUCCUAAGAUUGAAUCAAAGUUUUGUUGUUGUUGUUAUUGUUGUAUUAUUAUAAGAGGCCCCCCGUGUAGCCACCCCCCUUACAAAAUCUCUUGUGUCGCCCCUGCUCUCCUUUCUUUCGYCGGUGAGUGGCUUUAUGAGUUCCCGGCUCAUCUUUCUCCCGCAUUCCUGAACUUCCUCAAAAGCAACCUUGUCUCUUCGGGUCGUCAAGCUGCAAGUGCAAACCGCUGCCAGUCGCCUAAAAUCACAAAGUGCAGUGAAUAAACCGGCWAAGUUUAGUUUUUCUUUUCUUCCAGCCAAUCCCGUAUCCAUUUCUCUCCCCUCCUCUCUGCUCUGUUCUCCUCUCGCCAUGCCGCGGAUCCAUCCCUCUGUCUCGCCCACAGUUGCAGCGCAUUUGUGUCCCGGGAUGACCUGUUGAUGUCGGUUAAAGAUGGAGUGCCAAGAUCACCCGCUAUAAACUCCUCCCCGGUUAAAAAAAAAAAAAAAAGAAAAGAAAAGAAGAAAGAAAAAAAAUAGUCUGGAAAUUGGAGUUCUGCCCAGUAUCGCUUCUGUGGUUGGCCGAGAUUGCUUAUUAUAAAUAAUUUAAUUGAAGCAAGACAUCAUAAGCGACAUCUUGGACGGGACUAGCUCGUCUCCGAACCGGAUCGGUAGCUGCUCCGCUGUACCGCCGGGAGGAGAAGGACAUCGCACGGUGCUGCUGGCACGGAGACGCGGGGAGAACACCGACCCCCUCGACGGUUUUGAGGAAUUUUUUUAAUGUCCCCCGUCUCCCCAGACGACAAAAAGAGACAAAUAUUUGGCUGCAUUCUUUAAGUGAAGUUGGAGCUUGAGCUGACAUUAAAUAAAAGGGAGGAGAAAAAAAGCUAUAUUUUGAAUCCUUUCUCCGCUGCUGCUGCUGCCCCCUCCUCCUCCCGCUGAACACGGCCGGUCUCUCACACCGGCCCGGGCCAACCGAGCACUCCUAAAUCCUACCGGGCAUCGAGGCUGGCACACAGCGGGGGCACCGACAGCUUUCUGGCCGCCCCGACUUGCCCUGCUUCACCGCUGGUAGCGGGACUCAGCCUCCGAGGUGUCUGCCGGCGAGACUCUGCUAGACUUUCACACCCUGUGGUCCUGGGCAGAGCGUUAUGGCUCAGACGCUGCAGAUGGCGAUCCCCAACUUUGGCAACAACGUCCUGGAGUGUCUGAACGAACAGCGGCUGCAGGGCCUCUAUUGUGACGUCUCUGUGGUCGUCAAGGGGCAUGCCUUUAAGGCUCAUCGUGCAGUUCUGGCAGCCAGCAGCUCCUACUUCCGGGAUCUGUUCAAUGCCGGCGGGAAGAGCUCUGUGGUGGAGCUGCCGCCGGCUGUGCAGCCGCAGAGCUUCCAGCAGAUUCUGGCCUUCUGCUACACGGGGCGCCUCAGCAUGAACAUCGGAGACCAGUUUCUGCUGAUGUACACCGCCGGCUUCCUCCAGAUCCAACAGAUAAUGGAGAAAGGCACAGAGUUUUUCCUCAAGGUCUCUUCCCCAAGCUGUGACUCCCAGGGUCUCCAUGCCGAGGAGACUCCGUCCUCCGAGCCCCAGAGUCCAGUCACCCAGACAGUGGGAGGGGUGGGUGUGGGUGUGGCUGCAGCGCCUGUAGGAAGGCCUUCUUCCUGUCUGACGCCUCUUCCCCUGGUAUCCAAGGUGAAGACGGAACAAACGGCCACUACKCCUCAGCAAGUCCCUCAGCAGCAGCAGGAGGGCUCACCCUACUCUGUGCUCUGCACCCCCGUGGCCAAGCGGCUGUGGGAGGGGGCCAACCGGGACGGGGGCGGRGGGUCUGGAGGAGGCGGGGGAGGUGGAAUGAGGAAGGCUGCACGCUACUCGUCCUCCUCCUCUUCUUCCUCGUCUUGUAACGCAGCGACGCAGGAUGCGUCUGGGCGAGGCCCGGUGACCGGUGUUGCGAUGGCGGCCGGUGCCGCUUUAGUGGGAGGAGCUGGACUCAACACUAACCACAACAGUAACAACAACAAUGUCGGCACCCCCGAAGGCACCAGCCCGGGCACGCUCAGCAUGUACACCAGUGACUCGCCAAUCAGUUACCACGACGAUGAGGAGGAGGACGAGAUUGCAGAUGAGAGCGCCGAAGAGCAGUACAGACAGAUCUGCAACAUGUACACCAUGUACAGCAUGCUGAACGCCGGAGCGGCAGUGGUCGGAGAACGGGUGGAGGCUUUGCCAGAUUUGGCCCCCGAUUCGGGAGGCGGGCGUGGAGGCAAAGGGGGGCGGUCCCGGCAGGACCUGGCAUCGCUGCCCGCUGAGCUCAUCAACCAGAUCGGCAACCGCUGUCAUCUGAAGCUCUACGAGGAAGGUGACCCGGCGGAGAAGCUGGAGCUGGUCAGCGGCACCUCUGUCUUCAUCUCGCGCGCCCAGCUCAUGAACUGUCACGUCAGCGCUGGCACCCGCCACAAAGUGCUACUCCGGCGGCUGCUGGCGGCAUUCUUUGACAGGAGCACACUAGCUAACAGCUGUGGAACCGGCAUCCGCUCAUCGACCAAUGACCCCAGCCGGAAGCCGUUGGACAACAGAGUGCUGCAUGCGGUCAAAUUCUACUGCCAGAACUUCGCACCGAGCUUCAAGGAGAGCGAGAUGAACGCCAUCGCAGCCGACAUGUGCACCAACGCCAGGCGCGUCGUACGGAAGAGCUGGAUCCCCAAGCUCAAACUGCUGAUGGCCGACAGCGACGCGUACUCGGCCUUCCUGGCCGACAGCGUGAAGAUGGAGGCCGACGUGCUUGGGGUGGAGCAGGGCUUUGACCCGGCYUCUCUGGAAGCCGUGGCGGCGGCCGGCAAUAACAGCGAAGCGUCUAGCGGGACCAUGCCGGCUGACACCAUGCCAGGGGCCGGCGGAGACGGCAGCACUUUGUUUUGAGCAAACGAUCACACGGAGGCGGAUCGGACGGAUUCAUUCGUCUGCGGUAAAGAGUCGAGAACAUUGGACCGCCGCGGUCUCCAUGACGGUUGUCACACAACACCCCUCCCCUCACAGCUGCCAGGUGGUUGGGAAUCUGUUCCUUCUCUCACAAGCUGCRUUUCCAUUGACCAUAUAAUUGCGCAAAUUGGAAUUACGAAAAUAAAUGAGCUUAAUGCAAACACUUCAAUUUUGGAGAAACCCCCCUGCCCCCCACUCGUUUUUCAAUGAAAAUGUCAUUGUGCUAGGAUGAGAUGGCUUUUCAGAUUAUUUUGUUCGGAAAACACUUUUUUCACAUCACCCAAGUCACAUGAUCAACAACCGGAUGUUACUACGGCGGAAAAUAGACGUAGGAGAAGACAGGAAACAGUAGGUGUAUGAUGGCAUCACAUGUUUGUUAGCAACUUAUCACGUGAGUAGACGUAUUCACGUGCGAUUUCAAUUGCGUUUCUUAUUUAAUGGGAAACACCGUCAUUGCGAAAUUGUGCUUUUUCGACUUCGGCGGAUUAUCAAAAAAGUUUUGCGCACAUUUGUCCUGGAAACGCAGCUACUGUUAGGUCAGUUUCUUGUACUUACCUUCCUUUUGCUUGUUUUUGUCUUUCUCUCAGAAUGUUCUUGUUCUUCUGACAGAGACCGACAGAAAGACGUAGAGAAAGGUCGCAGAGUAAAGAACGUGAACCCCCCGUKCCCCCCAAACUGAACAUACACUCACCUCUUCAUUCCUCUGCAACCUUUCUCAACUUUUAGUUUUUCUACAUUUUUUUAAAGCUUUUAUUGUCACCAAGGCUCUUUCCCUUCACAAUCAAUCACCGACAUUCCCUGGGGAGGGCUGUCAGUGAGGGUAAUCCUGUUUGGAGAGAGCGAUAUUUUCCCUCCCCCAAACUCCGGUAACACUGUUGUUUUGAUAUUGAAUGUAUGCGAGGCGAAGCGUCCGAACUACAGCGUUGUAAGGCAGUGACGACUGAAAGAUUGUGCUGAGCCCCUUUUUGCUUUGACUGUUUAGUGUUUUGUGGCGUCGAUGAGGUYGAGGGUUGUACAUUUCGAUGUGUAUAUUGACAGUUUACAAUCUCCUGGCCCCACUGCCUGAAACCCCCAACACCCUGUUACAAAUUUUUUUUGUUUACAUUGUUCUUUUUAUUAUUAUUAUUAUUCCCAAGGCUCCUGGGGGGAACAACAUUGCUACAGAUUGCAAUCAAAGAAAUUUGUUGGCUAUGAAUACACUGUUAUUUUAUUUUAUGUGGUACGAGUACAAUCAGGCUGUGUUUUUGUACUGAAGCAGAAGAUGCAUGUUUUUAUGUUUAUUUUUUUUAUGCUCAACUCCCCAUCCCCACCCCUCAAAAAAACAACCAAAUUUUUUUAGCUAAUGUCCAAUUUUUUCCAAUGUUUAUCACCCAUUUUUUAAAAGUAUUUAAAGAAAAAUUCCAAAUUGUAAAUACCGCAAGUCUCCACCUAUGUUGAUGUGCAUKUGAUGUGCUUUGCUUAGUAUUUCUACGCCUUCAACUUUUUCACAUUUUAGCAUUAGCAACAGACUUAAACGAAAGGAGUUUAUUAUGAAAGGAAGAAAGUACAUGGAUUUCAMCACUCAAAAUAAGUUUUUUUGGUGCUACUUCAGAAAUAUUUACUAUAUUUUGUGAUAUCUUAUCAUUAGACCCCUUUCAAAAUCUACCUACAGAAGAAGGAAAAAAGAACUGAAUUAGCUUGAUUUAAUUUCUUUGGAUUUUCWAAAUUGCAAAUUUUCUGUGAUUGCSAAAUUGGAAAAGACCAGAGAAUUAAAUGACAUGUAAAGGCAGUUGCGUCCUCUAGCUUUUAUUUAAGRAUAUUAAGGAAAGGAAAGUAAUAGCGGGUACAUAAAAACAAAAGCAUGCCACACUAAUAUUAAAAUUGUGUUUAUUUUUCUUCCACUUGGCAGUUUUGCACCACUUUAUGUUGAUCUAUCACAUGAAAACCUGRUAAUACAYAAAGAUGUUUUUGUUUGGACUGUGACAAAAUGUGAAAAGGUUUAAGGAGUGUGUAUACUUUUUUGCAAAGCACUGAGUGUGUGAGGUCCUUUUUAUCUCGCGUUUGAAUUGAAAUAUUUGCAGCUGCGGCGCUCAGAGCGCAGGUUUUCCCUCAAGGCGUUUUCUGGCUGGUUGUGUKCUGGGAUUGACAGAAGCGCGAAUACUUGGCAGGGAAUAUAGCUCUGUGUGUAUGUAGGGAUGUGUUGAAUGUGUGUGUGCUACUGGGAAGAGAGAGAGAGAGUGGGAAGUCAGACGGCACGUUUUCACACACGCUUGGUCGAUUCAUUCACCGCUCAGAUCUGCACGCUAAUACACAUUGGGGCGCUGCCGGUCCCCAUCGGCCACAGCGCACCAGGGAAACAUGGGAAUCCAACGAAACACAUCGAAGUGAUCGGCUAACGCGGAUUUGUUUCUGUGUGCUGAACAUGCUGGGAACAGUUUGGAAGCUCUUUGUUAGCCUUUUAAAAGAAAGUUACGGUAUUUAUUUACUAAAGAUGCAACAAAGUAUAAAUGGGAGAUCAACCAAAAAAUACGUUGGCAUAGAAACAGAUGUUUUGGCUGAAUAUAAGAAUAUAAAUAAAGGAAGAAAAUUAUUAUUAUUAUUUUUUAAGAAAUUAACAAAUGACCUUCAGAAUUUAAAGCCUGUCUAAAUAGUUAUCAGCUAAACCCUGAAAGGGUUUUUUUUCCUUCAUGAUUAAUUAAUCAAAACCAGUAAUGGCUUUUGACUAUGCCAACUGUUAUUUUGAACAUGAAGGGCAUUGUGAUGUGUCAAAUAAAUCUCAAGGAUCUCUGAUCUUUUAGACAGAACACAACGGCAGGGCAACAUUGCCAAAAUGCGUGAUUUCAACGAGAUUUAAUCUCAAACUGUGGACGGCCAUCUAUUACUUAAAAAACAGAUAGUGCAACAAUCAAAACAUUUGAAGUUUAUCCAACUCAAAAUGAUUGUUUCUGCUAUAUUUUAUCAUAUUUUAAGUCRUUUUAUUUUUKUAUUUUUWUUUUUUUUACAUAGACCCAGAACUGGUGAAACCUCUCCUUCAUGUGAAUGUCUGAUGAAUUCAACACAUUACGUUUUCAUACGGAUAUUUGCCAGUAUUAAAUAAAAUUUUAAAAAUGAGACCUAUAUUAUUAUAAUGCUACUGCUAAAUAUUGAGAUUUUAAGCUAACUUAUAAAAAAUAUAUUUUAAAUAGGAUGAAAUAUAAAACUGUUCAGUGGAGUUAAGGUACAAAAAAAUGUGUGUUUUGGCAGAUAUUAUUCAUGAACAUGUAUUCUGCACUGUUAUAUUCAAAACGUAACAUUAUGAUAUUAAUUUUCCACCAACAUGUGCCAUAAAUAAAUAAGUUCCCCUAUUAUUGCAGCAGCAUGAAAUAAAGAAACAUUUACUGUAAUUUAGGAUAAUUAAUUCAAAGAGCAAAAAAAGUGUCAAGAAAUGUUUUUUAGCAAACUCACUUAAAGAUAAGAGAACAUGGUAUUCAAUUAGAGCUGAUGUGUGACUGUCUCCAUAAUACAGGAAAUGACCACAAGAAAAGACAAACUGACCAAAGUAAARCUGAACCUUCCUGUAUCGAUGGACAAAGCAAUAAUGCUAACAUUUAAAACAGCAGGAACGGUGACAAUCGAUAAGAGCCCCAGUUUAUCUCGCACAGUGAGGUUGAUGACAGCAGCAGUGCUUUUAACGUGACUUUUAGACAUAUUUAGCAGUAGUACAGAAGUUUAGUGUCAUUAAUCUUCAUCCGUACACUAGACAUUGAAGGUGCUGUUUGUGCGAAAAGACAAAUAGCAGCAUAGUGACCUCCUAUGCAUAUCUAACAUAUCUGCUAUGUUUGUUUACCCAAACUACUUGACUAGAUUGCUGUGACUAAGAACAAUAAGCUAGCAAGGUCCAUUCCUUUUUCUUAUGCUUGUUUCUGUUCAAUCAUUUCUUUUAGUUGUUUUAAUGGAGCAAAUCCUAAGCACCUUAUUGCCUGUGYGGCAAAACAGAAAACAACAAGUAAAUUGCCUGAAAGUUGACUAAGUAGCUUGUGACCGUCAACAAAUCUUUGGGUCUUCCCCACACAUGACAAGAAAAAGAUAAGCGAGAAAAAGAAUCGUCUUGAAUCUCCUUGGUAGACCGAAUCAGAGUUGUACAAACACAAUCCAGAGGUUUUCCUCAGACCAGAACUCACAGUUUCCAGAUCAGUGUUAAGAAAUAACAAGGUCUUUAACCCCGUAGUUAGAAAAUACAUUUUGGUAAAAUUAUGGAAAGAUUUUUCCAGACUUCCCAUGUGUAUCAGCAGGAAUAUAUGGGAACAAACCUGGAAUUUGAGGGUGCAUUCACACCAGCCCUGUUUAAUCCGCUUCAAUCAACUAUGUAGUUCAUUUAUCUGAAAGAAAAAAGAAAAAAAAAAAA